This is a messenger RNA of Closterium sp. Naga37s-1, 6437 nucleotides long. Lineage: Eukaryota; Viridiplantae; Streptophyta; Zygnematophyceae; Desmidiales; Closteriaceae. The record is from the annotation of a GenBank genome assembly.
GUGGAGUGGAGGUGGUCACUGGGGGCCAGGGGGAAGGUGAGACCCGUAUCGGUGGGUUGGAAGGUGAGACCCGUAUCGGUGGGUUGGAAGGUGAGACCCGUAUCGGUGGGUUGGAAGGUGAGACCCGUAUCGGUGGGUUGGAAGGUGAGACCCGUAUCGGUGGGUUGGAAGGUGAGACCCGUAUCGGUGGGUUGGAAGGUGAGACCCGUAUCGGUGGGUUGGAAGGUGAGACCCGUAUCGGUGGGUUGGAAGGUGAGACCCGUAUCGGUGGGUUGGAAGGUGAGACCCGUAUCGGUGGGUUGGAAGGUGAGACCCGUAUCGGUGGGUUGGAAGGUGAGACCCGUAUCGGUGGGUUGGAAGGUGAGACCCGUAUCGGUGGGUUGGAAGGUGAGACCCGUAUCGGUGGGUUGGAAGGUGAGACCCGUAUCGGUGGGUUGGAAGGUGAGACCCGUAUCGGUGGGUUGGAAGGUGAGACCCGUAUCGGUGGGUUGGAAGGUGAGACCCGUAUCGGUGGGUUGGAAGGUGAGACCCGUAUCGGUGGGUUGGAAGGUGAGACCCGUAUCGGUGGGUUGGAAGGUGAGACCCGUAUCGGUGGGUUGGAAGGUGAGACCCGUAUCGGUGGGUUGGAAGGUGAGACCCGUAUCGGUGGGUUGGAAGGUGAGACCCGUAUCGGUGGGUUGGAAGGUGAGACCCGUAUCGGUGGGUUGGAAGGUGAGACCCGUAUCGGUGGGUUGGAAGGUGAGACCCGUAUCGGUGGGUUGGAAGGUGAGACCCGUAUCGGUGGGUUGGAAGGUGAGACCCGUAUCGGUGGGUUGGAAGGUGAGACCCGUAUCGGUGGGUUGGAAGGUGAGACCCGUAUCGGUGGGUUGGAAGGUGAGACCCGUAUCGGUGGGUUGGAAGGUGAGACCCGUAUCGGUGGGUUGGAAGGUGAGACCCGUAUCGGUGGGUUGGAAGGUGAGACCCGUAUCGGUGGGUUGGAAGGUGAGACCCGUAUCGGUGGGUUGGAAGGUGAGACCCGUAUCGGUGGGUUGGAAGGUGAGACCCGUAUCGGUGGGUUGGAAGGUGAGACCCGUAUCGGUGGGUUGGAAGGUGAGACCCGUAUCGGUGGGUUGGAAGGUGAGACCCGUAUCGGUGGGUUGGAAGGUGAGACCCGUAUCGGUGGGUUGGAAGGUGAGACCCGUAUCGGUGGGUUGGAAGGUGAGACCCGUAUCGGUGGGUUGGAAGGUGAGACCCGUAUCGGUGGGUUGGAAGGUGAGACCCGUAUCGGUGGGUUGGAAGGUGAGACCCGUAUCGGUGGGUUGGAAGGUGAGACCCGUAUCGGUGGGUUGGAAGGUGAGACCCGUAUCGGUGGGUUGGAAGGUGAGACCCGUAUCGGUGGGUUGGAAGGUGAGACCCGUAUCGGUGGGUUGGAAGGUGAGACCCGUAUCGGUGGGUUGGAAGGUGAGACCCGUAUCGGUGGGUUGGAAGGUGAGACCCGUAUCGGUGGGUUGGAAGGUGAGACCCGUAUCGGUGGGUUGGAAGGUGAGACCCGUAUCGGUGGGUUGGAAGGUGAGACCCGUAUCGGUGGGUUGGAAGGUGAGACCCGUAUCGGUGGGUUGGAAGGUGAGACCCGUAUCGGUGGGUUGGAAGGUGAGACCCGUAUCGGUGGGUUGGAAGGUGAGACCCGUAUCGGUGGGUUGGAAGGUGAGACCCGUAUCGGUGGGUUGGAAGGUGAGACCCGUAUCGGUGGGUUGGAAGGUGAGACCCGUAUCGGUGGGUUGGAAGGUGAGACCCGUAUCGGUGGGUUGGAAGGUGAGACCCGUAUCGGUGGGUUGGAAGGUGAGACCCGUAUCGGUGGGUUGGAAGGUGAGACCCGUAUCGGUGGGUUGGAAGGUGAGACCCGUAUCGGUGGGUUGGAAGGUGAGACCCGUAUCGGUGGGUUGGAAGGUGAGACCCGUAUCGGUGGGUUGGAAGGUGAGACCCGUAUCGGUGGGUUGGAAGGUGAGACCCGUAUCGGUGGGUUGGAAGGUGAGACCCGUAUCGGUGGGUUGGAAGGUGAGACCCGUAUCGGUGGGUUGGAAGGUGAGACCCGUAUCGGUGGGUUGGAAGGUGAGACCCGUAUCGGUGGGUUGGAAGGUGAGACCCGUAUCGGUGGGUUGGAAGGUGAGACCCGUAUCGGUGGGUUGGAAGGUGAGACCCGUAUCGGUGGGUUGGAAGGUGAGACCCGUAUCGGUGGGUUGGAAGGUGAGACCCGUAUCGGUGGGUUGGAAGGUGAGACCCGUAUCGGUGGGUUGGAAGGUGAGACCCGUAUCGGUGGGUUGGAAGGUGAGACCCGUAUCGGUGGGUUGGAAGGUGAGACCCGUAUCGGUGGGUUGGAAGGUGAGACCCGUAUCGGUGGGUUGGAAGGUGAGACCCGUAUCGGUGGGUUGGAAGGUGAGACCCGUAUCGGUGGGUUGGAAGGUGAGACCCGUAUCGGUGGGUUGGAAGGUGAGACCCGUAUCGGUGGGUUGGAAGGUGAGACCCGUAUCGGUGGGUUGGAAGGUGAGACCCGUAUCGGUGGGUUGGAAGGUGAGACCCGUAUCGGUGGGUUGGAAGGUGAGACCCGUAUCGGUGGGUUGGAAGGUGAGACCCGUAUCGGUGGGUUGGAAGGUGAGACCCGUAUCGGUGGGUUGGAAGGUGAGACCCGUAUCGGUGGGUUGGAAGGUGAGACCCGUAUCGGUGGGUUGGAAGGUGAGACCCGUAUCGGUGGGUUGGAAGGUGAGACCCGUAUCGGUGGGUUGGAAGGUGAGACCCGUAUCGGUGGGUUGGAAGGUGAGACCCGUAUCGGUGGGUUGGAAGGUGAGACCCGUAUCGGUGGGUUGGAAGGUGAGACCCGUAUCGGUGGGUUGGAAGGUGAGACCCGUAUCGGUGGGUUGGAAGGUGAGACCCGUAUCGGUGGGUUGGAAGGUGAGACCCGUAUCGGUGGGUUGGAAGGUGAGACCCGUAUCGGUGGGUUGGAAGGUGAGACCCGUAUCGGUGGGUUGGAAGGUGAGACCCGUAUCGGUGGGUUGGAAGGUGAGACCCGUAUCGGUGGGUUGGAAGGUGAGACCCGUAUCGGUGGGUUGGAAGGUGAGACCCGUAUCGGUGGGUUGGAAGGUGAGACCCGUAUCGGUGGGUUGGAAGGUGAGACCCGUAUCGGUGGGUUGGAAGGUGAGACCCGUAUCGGUGGGUUGGAAGGUGAGACCCGUAUCGGUGGGUUGGAAGGUGAGACCCGUAUCGGUGGGUUGGAAGGUGAGACCCGUAUCGGUGGGUUGGAAGGUGAGACCCGUAUCGGUGGGUUGGAAGGUGAGACCCGUAUCGGUGGGUUGGAAGGUGAGACCCGUAUCGGUGGGUUGGAAGGUGAGACCCGUAUCGGUGGGUUGGAAGGUGAGACCCGUAUCGGUGGGUUGGAAGGUGAGACCCGUAUCGGUGGGUUGGAAGGUGAGACCCGUAUCGGUGGGUUGGAAGGUGAGACCCGUAUCGGUGGGUUGGAAGGUGAGACCCGUAUCGGUGGGUUGGAAGGUGAGACCCGUAUCGGUGGGUUGGAAGGUGAGACCCGUAUCGGUGGGUUGGAAGGUGAGACCCGUAUCGGUGGGUUGGAAGGUGAGACCCGUAUCGGUGGGUUGGAAGGUGAGACCCGUAUCGGUGGGUUGGAAGUCACACCAGACCCAGCGACAGCAUCCGUUGUAGCAACAGAUAUCCCAGCCACCACAGCAGCGCUUGCAACACCCAACGUUCCUGCAGCAACAGUCAUUCCUGCAUCAGACGAGCUUGCAGCAGUUGUAAUCCCAGAGCCUACCGAACCUGCAGCAGUGGUCGUACCACCACCAAAGAAACCCGCAGCAAUACCAGCAUCAAAUGAGCCUACUGCGGUUAUUAUCCCAGACGCAAGCGAGCCCGCUGCGGUUGUAAUCCCAGAGCCUACGGAACCCGCAGCAGUUGUCGUUCCAGAAGCAACCGUACCCGCAGCGGUCGUUUUUCCAGCACCAAAGGAGCCCCUUGCCGGCGCGGUUGCUCUUCCCGAAGCAGGCGAACCUGCAGCGGUUGUGGUGCCUUCUCCAAACGAACCUGCUGCGGUUGUCAUUCCCGAACCUGCGGACCCUGCAGCGGUUGUUGUCCCGGGUCCCUCUGAUGCUCCUGGUCCUGAUUCUCCUGCUGUUGCUGGUGCGAUGGGAGGGACGGGUGGAGGAAAGGAGGGCGAGGAUGAUGCUGACUUGGGCCCUCCAGAGGAUUACCCUGGGGAAGGGGAUGUGGGAGAGGAAGGAGAGGAGGGGGGAGAGGAGGAGGGAGAGGAGGAGGAAGGAGAGGGGGAAGCAGGGACGGCUGAGCAGGUUGGGAAGAAGAGUGCUGGGACUGCAGGGGAGACAGAGGCGGGAGGUGAAGAGGAGGCGGGGGAGGGGGAGGGGGAGGUGGGGGAGGAAGGGGAGGAGGAGGGAGAGGAAGUGGGGGAGGAUGAGUCACCAGCAGUGGGAGGCAUAGAUGUGGCGGAGGUGCAGCAAUGCGGGGAUGAGGUGCUCGCCCUUCCACCAGAGGCCAAGGCAUGGAAGCAGCGCUCCCUCGUGCAGAUCACACCAGACCUGCAGCUCUUCAGUGCAUACCGCUACAACCCGCACACCAUAGCACUCGUGGGCUUGCUAUCUCCCGCCGUGCCCACCGUACCUCUCGACAACUGCCUCUUCCGCCAGUCAGACGGCUCCCAGCCGAUCCCAGGCUCGCUGCUGCGCCUGCAGGUGGAGAACACCUCGGCAGUGGUGCUGAAAUUUGAGGGCGACACUGUUGUUCCCCCCUGUGGGGGCUAUCUGGAAUGCACGGCUCCUGCUGCUGGUGGGGCGAAAGUGGUUGUGUAUGCUGAAGGCCGGGGGGAGCUCUCCACUCCCCCCUCGCCCCUCCCCACGCCCCUCACCAUCUGCUCGCUCCUCAUAACAAACGGCGUUUCGCCGCCCCGCCUGCGCGAGUGGCUGGACUACCACCGGGCGGUGGCAGGGGCGGCGAGCUUUGUCCUUUACCGGCACAGCAAGAGCCACUGGCCUACAGAGCUGCGGCAGGCAGUGGGGGAAUACGAGCGGAUGGGGAUGGUGGAGGUGACAGAUAUUGUUGGGGCAGAUAAGGAACAGGAGAAGGGGAAGCGAGGUGGCAGUGGGGUGGGGGAAUACGAGAGGAUGGGGAUGGUGGAGGUGACCGAUAUUGUUGGGGCAGAUAAGGAACAGGAGAAGGGGAAGCGAGGUGGCAGUGGGGUGGGGGAAUACGAGAGGAUGGGGAUGGUGGAGGUGACCGAUAUUGUUGGGGCAGAUAAGGAACAGGAGAAGGGGAAGCGAGGUGGCAGUGGGGUGGGGGAAUACGAGAGGAUGGGGAUGGUGGAGGUGACCGAUAUUGUUGGGGCAGAUAAGGAACAGGAGAAGGUGAGGACGUGUGAGGAUUCUCCUGCUUGCAAGGGUGCUUGGAGCAAGGAGAGAGAGGUGCUCAGAUGCUCGCCCUACAGGACUGCCUCUAUCGCACCUCCCUCUCCUCUGCCUGGACUCUCCCCCUCGACCUUUCCUCACUCCUAUCUGCACAAGCCCCCUUCCUUACCGUUUCUAGCCCCUGUUUUCCCUUGCCAACGCCAGAUACUCGCCCUACAGGAUUGUCUCUACCGCACCUCCCUCUCCUCCGCCUGGACUCUCCCUCUCGACCUCCACGUGUACCUCUCCGUCUCGCCCCUCUUCCACCCUCCCCUUUUGCGGUGGAGCACGGAGGUUUGCCUGGGGGAGGCAGAUGUGGUGAAGGUGGAGAGGGAGGGGAUUGGGGGGGAGGGAGGAGAGGAGGAUGAAGCCGAUGCUGCUGGUGAUGGUGGUGGCAGGGGUAAUAGCAGCAGCAGUGGAAUUGUAUUUGCUGUAGAGAGGGCCGUGUUUAGAGAGGCGGCUCCUGUGUGCAGUGCAGAUGCGGCAGGAGGAGGAGGAGAGGCGGAUGCGGCAUUGUGUGAGGGCGAUGCGGGCACACGGCGCGUCAUUGUUAACCCGCGCAAGGUGGAUCUCCUCGCCCUCCACCAUCCCAUACCCCCCAAGGGCGGUGCUACUCUGGACGCCCACACGCAGGCGCGGGUGAACCGGUAUCUUGGUCUCUCCAGUGUCAAGCAGGCGGGGCGGGUGUGCAGCAGCGAGGUGCCGCAAUCGAGUGAUGCUGCUGCCGCUGCUGUGGAUGCUGCUGCUGCCGGUGCCCCGAGGGGGUCCGUGGAGAGCCUAGAGGUGGCUGAAGGGGCGAGGCUUGCCAGAGAGUGCCCCAUUGAGAAGAAUAGAGAGGAAGGGUUGAGGGGGCGGGUGUGCAGCAGCGAGGUGCCACAGACGGGCGACACUGCUGUGGAUGCUGCUGCUGCCGGUGCCCCGAGGGGGUCUGUGGAGAGCCUAGAGGUGGCUGAAGGGGCGAAGCUUGCCAGAGAGUGUCCCAUUGAGAGGAACAGACUCUAG